This is a messenger RNA of Candidula unifasciata, 252 nucleotides long. NCBI's taxonomy places the organism in Eukaryota, Metazoa, Mollusca, Gastropoda, Stylommatophora, Geomitridae. The record is from the annotation of a GenBank genome assembly.
GUACCUGGAAUUUAACGAUUGUUGAGGGCCUGUGGUGGAACUGUACACAGCCGACUGUGAUACCGAAUUCUUCCGAAGGAUGCAGUCCUAGUAAUGGCAGAAACUGGCAGAAUGGAAUCAUUGGACUCAUGAUAUUUGCAGCUACUUUCGGCUUCCUGGCCUCUGUUCUUUCCAUCUGCGGUGUCUGCACAAACCCGCUACCAAGGAAAAUUUACUACUUCCAUUCCGCUGGUGAAAUCUUUCUCAUAUGUG